AUGAAAAUGAUUAAAGAUUUGCUGUCAACAGAAGAUCAACAAGCCAUCUCACUUCUUCAAUCGCUUACAAAAUUCAACGGCCCCGACCAACUGUGCUCCUUGUUUGCAAUACUGCUGCAGUUCCGGGAAUAUCGUGUGGGCGUAACAGGGGAUAUAGAGGAGAUGUUCCACCAGGUUCUUAUGCGAGAGGAAGAUCAACAAUGUCAUCGGUUCUUUUGGAAGGACGAUGCUGGCGAGAUCAAGGUGUACGUACCCUGCGCUCAGUACGUAAAAAAUGUAAAAGCGGAACGCUUUAUGGGAGAGUUGCCAGAGGCAGUCGACAUCAUAAAGAAACGCCAUUACGUGGACGACGCGAUGUUCAGUACCGAGACGCCUGAGCAUACUAUUCGUCUGGCACAAGCAGUUCGACAAUUGCAUUCUGCGGGUGGAUUCGAAAUUCGUAACUGGACGAGCAACUCGCGACGAGUGUUGACUGUAUUAAUUGAGACCAGUACUGCAGAGAAGAGUACGGACUUAACAGUGGGACCAAUGGCUACGGAGAAAAUGCUCGGCAUGUGGUGGUGCACAACAUCCGACGAAUUCGUGUACAAAAUAGGAUGGAAUCGCUACAAUCCUGAUCUGCUUACCGGACGUCGUCGGCCGACAAAACGACAGAUGCUCCUGGUUCUCAUGACCAUCUUCGAUCCUCUAGGUUUGAUCUCGCACUUUCUUAUGUUUCUCAAAGUUCUCCUCCAAGAAGUGUGGCGAGCCGGCGUUCAAUGGGAUGAGGAAAUCCCCGACACUCUGCAAACUACAGGUGACAGUUCUCAAUUGAUUUUGGACAAUCUUUGUGGAGUGUUUCGUUCGGGUAGACUUACUGCUAUUCUUGGGCCUUCCGGUUCCGGAAAGUCUUCCCUGCUAAAUAUUCUGAGCGGAUUACGUCAAGCGGAAGGUGUGAUACAGUUUAAUGGAAAUCGUUUGGGAGGUACAGAACUACGUAAAGUUGUAUCAUACACCGAACAGGAAGUUUCCCUUUGGAUGAACUUAACCGUAGAAGAAUCAUUGAAAUAUACAGCAGAAUUUCAAAUGCCCGAUUCAAUGACAAAAUCUACGAAGAAGGUUAUCAUUUUAGAGCACAUCCAAUCUCUAGGUCUGGACAAAUGCAGUUCCACGUUGGUUCGAAACCUAUCCGGAGGUGAAUAUAAACGGCUAGCGAUUGCAUUGAAUCUUUUAUCCAACCCGAAAGUGAUGCUUCUGGAUGAACCGACCAGUGGCCUUGACAUAGUCGCUGCACAUCACGUGAUUUCGACGAUGAAAAAUCUCGCCCGUGAGGGGCGGAUUAUAGGGUGUGUAAUUCACCAACCUAACUCGGGGAUUCUGGGGAUGUUCGACGAUAUCUACCUAAUAUCCAAAGGUAGAUGCCUUUAUAAUGGCUCUUUGACAGAAAUGGUUAGAAGUUUUCAAGCAGUCGGGCUAAACUGUCCUUUGUCGCACAAUCCAGCAGAUUUUGCUCUCGAAAUAGCCUGUUUAGAGAAUGAUGAACGCGUUGCAAAACUAAUACAUAAGCAAUUGAACGUAAUAGGCCCUAGCCCGACGAUAGUUUCUGAACUUGAAAUAUUUCGCGAAAGUAGUUGUACUUUUUGGAAACAAUUGAUGCUGCUUUUGAGGAGAUCAACAAUCUGCACUCUUCGUGAUCCGACUCAAAUGAAAACGAAAACUGCUAUUAGUGUGCUGGUCGGAUUGCUGAUCGGCACUGUCUAUUAUGACAUUGGAAACAACGCGGCUCGUAUCUUGUCUAACACGACGUUAUUUCAAUUUGUGCUGCACACCAUCAUGUUUAUUACGCUGGGCUCAGCGGCCAUUGUUUAUCCGUUGGAAUCGUCAGCGUUCAUUCGCGAGUACCGCAACCAAUCGUACGGCCUCUUCCCCUACUUUGUAACGAAAGUAGUUGUGGAAAUUCCGAUACUCAUACUGAAUGCCACUAUUCUUGCAAGCAUUACCUACAUCAUGACCUCCCAGCCGAUGGAGCUGCAUCGGUUUGCGUAUUUCUGGACCAUUUGUAUUUUGUUUGGAUGGAUUUCUCAAGCCUGGGGCUUGAUGCUUGGAUGUUUUUUCAAAUUACAAACGACAGCCAUAGUUGGUAGUGUAAGCAGCUUGAUAGUCAUUCUACUCUCCGGCGUUUUUAUUCCACCGGCCCAAAUGCCUCUAAUUAUGAGGCUGCUGUCCUACGUGUCCUUCGAGAGGUACGCAUACGAAGGCUAUCUUCAUGUAAUCUACGGCAUGGAUCGCAAAGACAUGGAUUGUCCAGAAAUGUUCUGCUACUAUAACAAGCUUUCGGUAUUCCUUAAAUCGAUAAGCCUACCGGAGCUCGAUUUGAUGACAGAUUUCCUAGCACUUGCUACAUGGGCUGUAACGUUGACUAUAGGUUUUUAUAUUAGUUUAAGGCGAAAGACAACUGCCAAAAGUUGA
Sabethes cyaneus is the source of this 2448-nucleotide messenger RNA. RefSeq names its product ATP-binding cassette sub-family G member 1-like. Bases 1 to 2448 code for a protein of 815 amino acids. Gene Ontology annotation, cellular component: plasma membrane. Lineage: Eukaryota; Metazoa; Arthropoda; Insecta; Diptera; Culicidae. Gene Ontology annotation, molecular function: ABC-type transporter activity; ATP hydrolysis activity; ATP binding. The transcript has 8 exons. The record is from RefSeq and is a predicted model, not a curated record.